Molecule: messenger RNA, 1939 nt
Organism: Phycodurus eques (leafy seadragon)
Lineage: Eukaryota; Metazoa; Chordata; Actinopteri; Syngnathiformes; Syngnathidae
Product: NXPE family member 3-like
Source: RefSeq, a predicted model, not a curated record
AUCGAAUGCACAGUGACCAUGUUCCGAAGCGUUCUGAAUUAUAUCCUCAGCUUUGUCACCCUGUUCGGCCUCAUAUUUCUGCUGCGCAACAUCACCAUUGGGCAGAACUUCAGAAUGUCAGCGCUGUACGAGGUCCAGAACCGGAUCCAGUCAUCGAACCAAUCUAGAAGCCGCCCAACAUUUCACGACAAUCACACCUUAUAUCCCCAUUGGGGACAGCCACUGUUACCUGAAGAAGAGCUGGAAGAGGGGGACCUGUUGGACUCCAUCGCCUGUCCCCAGCCACCUCCUGGCUCAGCACCAACCAACUUGUCUCAGACGAGUGACCCGGCCCACAGCCUGUUUACAAUCGUCCCCUCCAAAAAUGAACAGCGUUGGUAUGUGGGCGACCAGCUGGAAGUGCAAGUCCACCUGCACGACUUCGAGGGACGACCCAAGCGCUACGGCGGCGAUUUCCUGUUGGCUCGGUUGCACUCCCCAAAAUACAAGGCGGGCGUGGCCGGGCAGGUGCUGGACCACAAGAACGGACUUUAUUCCGCUCGUUUCCCGCUGCUGUGGGAGGGCUCGGCUCAGGUUGCGGUCACGAUGGUACACUCGAGCGAGGCCGUCGCCGUGCUGCGGCGGCUGAGGGGGAAACGGCCGGAUCGGGUGUUCUUCGUCAGCCUUUUUCGCCAAGGCAAUCAUUCUAAGAAGAUGGUGUGCAACAUGUACCUGGCGCAAGACAAGGGGCCACUGUGCAACUACACGGACCUUCAUUCCGGAGAGCCGUGGUACUGCUAUAAGCCCAAAAUGCUCAGGUGCGAUGCCAGGAUCAACCACGCCAAGGGAGGCUACCUCAAAAACAUCAUCACCAAAAAGGAAGCUUUGCUCUUUAAGAGUGGUGUGAAUGUCAAAGUUCCCAUCCGUGCAUCCACAUCGGAUACCAUCAACGUGUUUCCUCCCAGGAAAGAAAGCGACAGUCAAAAACCAGACCCUGUGAAGUUGGCGACAUCUGGGUACUACUACCAGGACUCGUGGAGGCCAUUGGGCGGCGUCACCAUGCGGCACUUUGAUAAGACGUCCAUCACUCAGUGUUUGACCAAGAAGUUGGUGUACAUGUACGGCGACUCCACCAUGCGCCAGUGGUUCGAAUACCUUGUUGCUGUGGUUCCGGAGCUGAAGGAAUUCAACCUGCACAGUCCAAAAAAGGUGGGGCCCUUAAUGGCGGUGGACAGCACCCACAACAUUCUGCUGAAGUAUCGCUGCCACGGGCCACCCAUCCGCUUCUCCACCGUCACGGCCAGCGAGUUGCGCUACAUCGCCAACGAGCUGGACGGCCUGGCCGGCGGUCCCAACACGGUGGUGGCGCUCAGCAUCUGGUCUCACUUCAGCACCUUCCCCGCGGAGGUGUACAUACGCCGCCUCCGGCACAUCCGCAAGGCGGUGGUGCGACUCCUGGACCGGGCGCCGGGGACGGCGGUGGUGGUCCGCACGGCCAACCCUCAGGCCCUGGAAGGGGACGCCAGCCUGUACAACAGCGACUGGUUUUCGCUGCAGCUGGACACGGUGCUGCGCGCCGUGUUCAAGGAUCUCGACGUUAUGCUGGUGGACGCCUGGCAGAUGUGCGUGGCGCACCGCCAACCUCACAACGUGCACCCUCCUACGGCCAUUGUCAAGAACAUGGUAAACAUGAUGUUGUCCUACGUUUGUCAUGACGGGACCGGGAACAUUGUGUGAAUUUCACAAAUCGAACCGUGAAGGUGGACAGUACAAAAGAGUACUUGGGCCUCACUGUAAAUGAGAAUCCCCCGCAAAGUUGGAAUUGAAUAAGUCGUGUUAUUAUUUUUAUUGUAUUAUUAAAAAUCGAUUAAACAAUAAUUAGAUGCAUGAAUAAAAUGUCACCAAAUUGUCAAUUUAAUUUUAAUUAUUGUUAUUUUCUUCGCAUAUUUAUUUAUUUAUU